Molecule: messenger RNA, 1452 nt
Organism: Amphimedon queenslandica
Lineage: Eukaryota; Metazoa; Porifera; Demospongiae; Haplosclerida; Niphatidae
Source: the annotation of a RefSeq genome assembly
AUGUUUACAGAGGGUUUAGGAUUAAUUUUUUUAUUGAACUUUGGGGGGAUAUUGCAUUUAAUUUCGAUUGCUAGAAAGGAUGCGGAUAGAUUGAGAGAAGUGGCGCUAAAAUGAUCGUUGGCUAUUCUAACAACUACAGUCCUAUUAUGGGUGAUUUUCGAUGGAGGGGGGCAGUUUCAAUCAGUAAUAAAGUUCGGGUGACUGGGCGGUAUGACAUUGGUGUUCGGGGUGGACGGCAUAUCUUUAUUUUUCUUGAUUUUGACAGCAUUUCUAAUCCCGAUUUGUAUCUUGGUGAGUUGAGAUUCCAUUAAAUUUUUAAUUAAAGAAUUUUUAUUGUGCUUGUUAUUAAUAGAAAUUUUAUUGAUGGGGGUGUUUACGGUAUUAGAUUUAGUGGGGUUUUAUAUAUUAUUUGAGGGGGUAUUAAUACCGAUGUAUUUAAUAAUCGUGGUAUGGGGUACAAGGGAAGAGAAAAUCAGAGCAUCGUAUUAUUUUUUUUUUUAUACCUUUUUAGGGUCAGUAUUUAUGUUAUUAGGGAUAUUUGCGGUAUAUAGUGAGACAGGGUUGACGCAAUACAGGGCAUUGUGUAAUUGCGAGUUGAGGGAAAUAGUGCAAAAUAGUGUAUUUUUAGGGGUAUUCAUAAGUUUAGCAAUAAAAAUACCGAAAGUACCGUUUCAUAUAUGGCUACCACAGGCGCACGUAGAAGCGCCUGUAGCAGGGUCAGUAAUAUUGGCCGGAGUUUUAUUGAAAUUAGGGGGGUACGGAUUCAUACGAUUUACAUGACCGUUGUUGCCAGAGGCGACAGAAUAUUUUGCGCCACUAAUUAUGUCUUUGAGUCUAUUGGCCAUAAUAUAUGGGAGUUUGACGACUUGCCGGCAAGUAGACCUGAAAAGAAUAAUUGCUUAUUCAUCAGUGGCACAUAUGGGGUUAGUGACCUUAGGGAUAUUUAGCCACACCUUGCAAGGGUGGGUGUCCGCUGUUUUUUUAAUGUUGUCCCACGGGUUAGUUAGUUCCGCAUUAUUUAUUGUAGUAACAUUACUAUACGAGCGACACCAUACUAGGUUGACAAGGUAUUAUCGAGGAGUGGCCAUAACAAUGCCGAUUUUUUCAAUUAUAAUGUUCUUGUUGGUAUUGGCGAAUGCCUCAGUGCCAUUAAGUAGCAAUUUCGUAGGGGAAUUUUUUUCACUAAUGGCAGCUUAUGAGUACAGCUAUUUUGUGGGAAUAAUGGCGUCCACAGGUAUUGUACUGUCCGCGACGUAUUCUAUAUAUUUGUAUAAUAGAGUAUGUUUUGGGACGCCGUCGCGCUACUUGCAUUUACCUCGUGACUUGAACCGGCGAGAGGUGUGUGCACUAUUACCAUUGGUGGUAUUAAUUUUUUUAUUGGGGGUGUUCCCGAAUGAGGGGUUAGUUGUAAUUAUGUCUACGGCACAAAUGGGCGCUGCGGCUAUAGAAUAA